This is a messenger RNA of Colletes gigas, 5010 nucleotides long. RefSeq names its product NEDD8-activating enzyme E1 regulatory subunit (gene APP-BP1). The transcript has 8 exons. Gene Ontology annotation, cellular component: cytoplasm; nucleus. Gene Ontology annotation, biological process: ubiquitin-dependent protein catabolic process; protein ubiquitination; protein neddylation. The coding region runs from base 84 to 1700 and encodes 538 amino acids. Gene Ontology annotation, molecular function: ubiquitin activating enzyme activity; NEDD8 activating enzyme activity. Lineage: Eukaryota; Metazoa; Arthropoda; Insecta; Hymenoptera; Colletidae. The record is from RefSeq and is a predicted model, not a curated record.
UAUGUGUGCAUCUCCUGAAGUAUAGAUCCUUACUGUUUCUAACAAAGUAAUAUUAUUAGAGCAUUUCCCACUAGUCCGUCCUUAUGGCAUCGCCGGCACCAAAAUCGCCAGAACAAUCCGAAAGAAAUAGGAAAUACGACAGACAAUUAAGGUUGUGGGGUGACCAUGGUCAAGCUGCAUUGGAAGGUGCACACGUUUGUGUCAUAAAUGCUACAGGCCUUGGUACUGAAAUUCUGAAAUCCUUAGUCCUCCCAGGCAUUGGAGCAUUUACAAUUAUAGAUGGUAAAAAAAUUACACACGAGGACAUUGGAGCAAAUUUUUUUUUAGAAGCAGAUAGUGUUGGAAAAUCAAGAGCUCAGGUAGCAAUGCAAAUGCUAUUGGAAUUAAAUUCAGAUGUUAGAGGUGAUUACAUAGAUGAGGAACCUGAACAAAUUUUGUAUAAUAGCCCAGAUUUUUUUAACAAUUUUACCGUUGUUGUAGCUACUUCGCUUGUGGAAAAAUCUUUAAUUCUUCUGUCGCAAAGGCUUUGGGAGCUAAACAUACCAUUAAUAGUUUGCAGGAGUAUAGGUUUCAUUGCAUACAUGAGGAUUCAAGUAAAAGAGCACACAGUCAUAGAAACACAUCCUGAUAAUGAAACACCAGAUUUACGUUUAGAUAAGCCAUUCGAGACACUGAAAACGCAUCUUGAUUCAAUAAAUCUAGACGAAAUCAGCUUUAAAGAUUACCCUCAUAUACCAUAUUUAGUUAUAUUAUAUAAAUUUUUACAAAAUUGGAUGGUAGAUCAUCAAGAAUUACCGAAAACGUACAAGGAAAAAAAUGAAUUUAAGAAACUGAUAAAGGAAGGUAUGCAAAGAAAUGAGAAUGAUGCAACAAAUAGCGAAGAAAAUCUAGCAGAAGCUAUGAGAGCAGUAAAUACAUGCAUAACGCAUUCGGAGAUACCGGAAAGCGUGAGAAAUAUUUUAAACGAUGACCGGUGUAUUAAUUUAACAGCCAAGAGCAGUUCAUUUUGGAUUAUUGCAAAAGCUAUAAGAGAUUUUUGUGAAAAUGAGGGGUCUGGAUUAUUGCCAUUGAAAGGUACUUUGCCGGAUAUGACGGCCGAUACUGAGAAAUAUAUAACGCUUCAACAACUUUAUCACAAACAAGCGAUAUCUGACGCGGAAGCAGUAUGGCGACGUACGCUCCAAUUAUUACGACAAUUGGGCAAACCGUCGGAUUCUAUUUCCGAAAGAGACGUUAAAUUAUUUUGCAAAUACGCUUCAACUAUACACGUAGAAAGAGGAACAUGUAUAGCAGAUGAAUAUGAUUCCAAAAUCUCCGAGACGUAUAAUAUAGUGCAAAGUUUAGAAAAUCCGGAAAGUAUGAUGAUUUACUACGUUGUUCUUAGGGGAGUUGAAAAAUUUCAAGCAGAAUUCAACUCGUAUCCUGGGGAAUUCGACGAUCAAGUAGAACCUGAUAUCGUUAAACUCAAGGCACGCAUAACAAAAUUACUAAUCGAAUGGGGAUGUGGGCCAUUAGCGAAAGACGAUUACGUGCAUGAAUUUUGUCGAUUUGGUGGAUCAGAAUUGCAUUCGGUAUCAGCGUUUUUAGGUGGCCUCGCAGCUCAGGAAGUUAUAAAGUUUGUUACAAAUCAGUAUAAACCAGUUCAUAAUACCUUUAUAUACGAUGCAGUUACAUCGAAUUCUGGAACAUUUUUCUUCUAGUAUUGAAUAUUACAUUAAUAACAUACUUUUGUAUUAAAUAAAGAGAAAAAAAAAGAAAAAAAAAUAUAAUAUAAUAUUCAAAUUUGUAGUUUACGCAAGUUUCGUAUAUUUUUAAAUUAACUAUUAUAUGGCCCUUUUUUUGUUUCUAAGAAUGUUAUAUUAUGUUUUUCAUAAAAAUUUACACGAUCUGUUGAAAGUGUAUUAUUAAAACUCAAGUUGAACGAGUAUAAUAUCAACACUUUAAUGUAGCAAUGAACUGAUACACAAGUCAUUUCGUUCUUAUUUAUAAUAAACAACUAUUACUUACAAUAAAUACGUAUAAGGUGGAAAGCAAAUUAAAAUUUUAUAAUACCGUAUAAUCGACGCACGCAAAUGUUAAUAUUUUACCGGUGUUCCACUCUUAAUACAACUUAAUAAAACGGGUUGCGCUUUGAUUUUCGUAUUUCUUCACUUUGUACGUUAACAUCUUAUAUCACGUUAUAUUAUUGUUACUUUAUCGAUAUUGAAUUAACUGUAUCCUGAGUAUACUAAUUAACCGUUAACUACGAUUAACAAUACUAUAAUAUAAAACUCUGACACUCUACUUUCACACAAACCACUUCAGUAUCCUGAACAUAUUCAGUAUCCUAUAUAUUUAUUAUUUGCAAUGUGACUAUCCCUUGACUAUUCCUUCAUUUAUUUUUACUUAAUUUACACGUUACAUUGAUUUUUUCGUAGAUUUUUGUUCAAUAACAAUCAUAUUCGAAAUUCAAGGAAUUGUAAAUUCAGAAGUAGUUUUGCGAAAGCUUGACAAAAUAAUUUCAGUGAUUACAACAAACGCAAUAUCGACAGUACACGCUUCGUACUUCGUAUACACACAUAGCACCGACAAAUACAUAAAUACAUGUAGAAUUAAUAAUAAAUUACCAUCAUAUAUUACAUAUAGAGAAGGAGUUUGUAGGGUAAAUUAUGGGGAGGCGAGGAAAGACUGAGAUAGUUAUUAAUAAUCAAUAAUUCGAUUUAGAGGAAACAUGAAAGAUACUCAUUUUCAAGAUAGUCAACUUGCAAAAAUUUUAAGGAUCAGAGAAGAUAAGAAAAAUUUAACGCGGACGAAUGACAGAUUCAUACAAAAGGGAAAGAGCAUAAUGUAAAUGGAGGAACAUUUAAUAUUUUUAAAUGUCUUCGAGAAAAACACCGGUAGAGAAUUAUAACAACUUUUAUGGUAUACAUAUUCAGAAUUUCAUCUAUUAACUUUCUUGUUUGUUAAAAUCUGAGCCGUAUAAUUUAUUAAUUAUUUUCGUCUGUUGUUCAAUAAUUCGUCAUUUCUGUUUAUAGAGUUAAUGUGAGCAGGAUAUAUUUCUACAGAAACGGUUAAAGCAAUUUGAAACUAACCCCCGUCAUUAUUUUUUAAUGUUUAUACUUAUAUGUAUAUUUGUCAGUAAAAUCGGUUCGAUCUGUUACUACUAUUGACUUUUACUUCAGACACCGAAAUAUCGGAUUUACGAAAAAAAAUGAUUAUUUUGCCUAAAACGGUACAUGCACAAAAGUUUUGUCUCAUUUGAUGAUUUACUUUCUUUCGAUAACUAAACAAAGAAAGAAACAAUUUUCAAUUUUUAAUUUCUAUAAAGCGCGUAUUUACAAAUUCAAACAAGAUAUGCCACUUAAUUUUGAAACUAUAUGACUUCGUUGACCACUAUAAACAUUGCUAUUGAAAUAUUUUCAGAAAAUAGAUAUAGAAAAAGUUUAGAGCAUGAAACGUUAAUGUCAUCGAUAAGAUCAACAGUAUUUGUUAGAAGUAAACCUUCUGGGAUAAAACCUUGGUACAAGCAAUGUUAGUAAUUUGUAAUACCAUUGAUAUCCUAUAGAAGAAUCUCUAAUCAAUUUUUUAGAAAUACUAGGAUCUUAGGCAAGAAAUGAUAAUUGAAUAUAGAUAGAUCUCAAUAUGCAACAAGUGUUGACUUUCGUUAAAAUUGUUCAGACAAAGACACUGUCGUUUUACAUUAAAGUUACUGCGUUGUUAUUAUGUGGACUUUUUCUUAUUAAUAAAUGUUCUUCUUGCUAGUAGUUAUAUUGUGAAGUAUUAUUGGUAGAAGUGAAAAUCAUUACAUAAUCCACCAAACUCCUAACUUUAUACAUUCUAAUUUAAGAAGAAGUAUCAGGACAAAUACGAGCAAUAAAUAACAGUAUUUCAUUUUUACUGAUGCUUUUGUCAAUAUUCCAGUAUUUAGGAAUUUGUACAAAUGCCAUUCUUUCUCCAAACUACAAUGUGUGACAUACGAUUCAUUAUUUAGUGCGAUUCUUCAAAUACCUUAUUUUACAAUAAACAUUCCAAUGCCACGCAGCAGCACAAAGAACUUUUAUGAAAAGAGUUUCAUUUAAUUUAUCAAAUAUUUGGAAAAAAAAAAAAAAUGUAGAAUGGUAUAAUUACUCAAGCUUUAUUGAAUCAACUCUUAGUUUUUCGCAUUCGUUAUUAUCGUUUUUCAAUUUAUUUAUAUAUGUAUAUAUAAAUAUAAUAUUUGUUAUUUACGAUAUUUAUAGUGAAUUUAAUAUCUUAUAUACAGGGUGGUUCGUUAUUGUUGAUACAAGUGUAAAACAAAGAUUUUGCAAAUGAACCAUCGUUUUCGAGAAAAACAAUUUCGAAAAUUCGCCAGGUACACCUGUAUUUGAUUUAGAAUUAAUCAAGCAAACAUUAUUCUAAAUCAUAUCUGUCUUAUUUGUGUUUACAAAUGUCAUUGAUGUCACACUAUUAUAAACUUGUAGUUGUAGGAUUACAAAAUUAAAAAUGAAAGUCGUUAUAGCUUCCAAAGAGUUUAAAAUAUGAAUUAUACUGCAAAGAGUACAUAACAAUUUACUUUUCAUAAAUCAAUUCUAAAUAGGUUCAUUAUUUAUAAACACAAAUAAAUGAGAUAUGAUCUGUAACUAGAUUCGCUACACUAAUUUUUAGUCGCGUGUGAAUGUGCCCUACGGACUUUCGAAAUCGAUUUUCUUGAAAACAAUGUCUCAUUUUCAAAAACUUUAUUCUACACUUUUGAUCCAUUUUUUGUACCGCCAAUAAUAAAUUACUCUGUAUAAAGAUGCAUUAGGUAAGGAACUCUUUCACUUUGCAACAUAUUUAUAUAUUAUAAUAAAAAUGAAUCCUUUCAAUUAAUUUUCAUUGUUAUUACUUUCCAUUGGUUUAGUGAUGUCUCCCGUGUUCGCUUUUUAUCAAAUAUUACUGUUUUCUUAAACAUUCCUUAAUAGGUAACUUGCUAAUAAAUUAAAAAUUGAAAAUUUCAUGUAAUUUAUUAAUAAUAGGAGAAAACUCUAAUUUAAACAAUGAAUAUCUACUUAU